AUGUCUCAAAAGGGUAAAAAUGGGAAUAUUAUGAGUUUCUUCAAACCCAUGACAAAGUCACAAACACCCAAGACCUCCAGAACCUUAACACCAAACCCACCAUCAUCACCACAGCCACCUUCAUCACCAUCGGAACAAAAGUUGGCUACUCCAGUCAAGAAGACGGCAACAAUUCCCCGAGACUUUGAGAUAAAAGAUUCGGACGAAGAAGAUGAUCUUGGAGCAUCCUCAGACGAUUCGCUGGAGGAUCUGUCCGCUAUCCUCGGACGAGGUCGUCCAGGAAAGGCUGCUGGUACCCCCCUCCUCAAUCCCUUUACAACCCCAAGGGCCAAGAGAACUGCAGUUGAGUUUCCUGCGUCCCCAUUGGCGAUAAUGUCCAAGCACAAAUUCGACCUCAAAGCUCUGGCAAAGGAUGCUAGACAGGACGAUGCGACUCAUGCAAGUGCUUUGAAGAUCAAGGCCUUUUCAACUACUGAACAACAUGAGCAACAAAUGUCAACAGAUGAGAUGUCACGGGAUGUGAUGGAGGGCAUUAUCAAGAACAACACCGGUCAAGAUGCCCAGAAAGUAAUGCGAGCUGUUCAGAGGUCAGCACCGGGACACUCACAGCUUCGAUAUUGCUUCUUUCGUGAAGGAUAUGCAAUACCAUCCCCCACAGCUGCCCCCAAAAAGUUUAACAAAGGGCCAUGGAGACUGUUGACUCAAGGCGAUUACCAGACACGUGAGCAACAUCUUGUCUCUGGACUACCUCUUACCAUCUUACAAAUGCAGGGGGGACUCCCGGAUGAGCUUUUCGAAUGGAUUCUGAAUGAGGUUUGCUCCCAAAAGUCAACUCUUGUCAGACGAGAAUACUGUAACUUGCUCAGCUCGUGUCCAGAAGUAGUCGCGCGCAUUGUCACGCCGCGUCGUUUGGAGGAGUUGUUUCGUCGAUUCGGCGCUUCUUCUGAGCUUGAACAACAAGACUCUCAGUUGAAUCUCCUGAAAUCAAGUGCCGAGCCUUAUGAAGGACGCGACUGGUCAUCUCUCAGCUCCUUCUUAUCACUCCUCACAGCCAUCUCGCCCUACAUGUCCCGAGAGUCGGUUGUCUAUGCUUCGCGGACGCUCCUACGUAUGUCAAUGGACAAGUUCUUGAUAUAUGAGAUUGAUUUGUUGGUCACUUACGAAACUUCUAUCCAUGCCCUUCUCGAAGCAAUUCCUCAGCCUGGCUGGGACAUAUUUGUGAGUUACACUCAAGGGUGGCACGCGAGAUUCUUACUGACACGUAUGCAGUGCUCUGAAACAUGUACACAGCUGCACACAUUAGUCAAAGAACAAUGUGUGAGGACCAAUGCUCUUGCGUGUCUGCCUAUCAGCAAAGCCAGAUCUCACGAGCUUAGACGGCGACUGGCUGUAGUGUUUUUGUUCAACGACCCAAGCUUGGGUCGCUACCAUCCCGACGAUGUGGUUACUAUUCGUGGCGUCAUAGCACUCUUGGAUCACGAGGACUUCUUCGUCGGGCCCAAGACAGAUUUCGCCCUCCUCCAGGCCAACAUUAUUCUUAUCAAUAUCGUCGUGGAUGACGGCUCAUUUGCACCAUCUGCUGAUCCGGAGAAGGAAAAACAGUUCAAUCGCGAUGUUGACGAGCUUGCAGUCAGACUGAGGGAAAUCUGGCGAAAGAUCAACGAUGCGGGUAUGAAACUCGCUCGUACAGAAGCCAAAAGCGUCAUAGAAUGGGUCCAGCAGCGACUUGCACACUCAGUCCGUACACGUCGAAAGGCGAAGAAGAGCAUAUUUGAUCUGCCAGGUCAGAAAGAGGAUCCCUUCCUUCCGAAGCAGCAGAAUUACAUGAAGAGCUUCCUCAAGAAAGCACCACAGAGUGUGCCGGAUCCAGUGGCUGAACCAUCCCCUACAGAAUCAGAGGAUGUCUUCCACGAAGCAGUAGACGCCGAUACGAUCGUAGUCAAGGUGAAAUAA
This is a messenger RNA of Fusarium musae, 1953 nucleotides long. RefSeq lists its product as uncharacterized. Lineage: Eukaryota; Fungi; Ascomycota; Sordariomycetes; Hypocreales; Nectriaceae. The record is from RefSeq and is a predicted model, not a curated record. The coding region runs from base 1 to 1953 and encodes 650 amino acids. The transcript has a single exon.